AUGGCUGCAGGAGCACUGGUGCAACAGCUCCGCGAGGCCUUGGCCAGCGAAAAACAGUCAAAGGCAACUGCUAUCGAGGUUUUGGAAGAGGAGAUGCAGGCGCAGCGGGCAGUGGCUCAGGAGGCGACUCAGCAAGAGCUCCACGAUGGUGAGGAACGCUGGAGCUCCGAAUUGGCGACUCAAGCGUUGAGGGAGGAGACAGCCGUGCGAGGUUUGAAAGAGGAAGUGGAGGUGCUGAAGCUUCAGGCAGAGCACUGGAGGCUCCUGGAGGUGGCUGAAAAAGCCACGAAGGACCAGACUGAGGCAUCUUUGUUGUCUUCGCAGCUGGCUGCGGGGGAACAGCAGGUGCAGCUCUACCGGCUUCGUGGUGAGGCCGCAGCGGAGGCGGAAGCCCAGAUGGUCAUCUCUCGUUUGGAGAUGUCCCUGGAAGAAGGUGCCCGGCACCAGAAGGAGGCCAUCGAGUUAAGAGCGAUGCUGGGAGCACUCCGCGAACGUUGCCAGCGGCAAGAGCAGGCAUUGGCUCGCCAACGUGCGACGGCCAGAAGCAAUUUGCCUCGCCCUCCUCCGCUAGGCCGUGCCGCUCGUGAGUCAGGCGCCCUCCGAGGCCUGGCCAGCCGUGUGCAGGCAGAGGUCCACUUGAAGACGGUGAAUGAGGAGGCAGAGGAUGCCAAGAUAGAGAAGGAUGCCUUCAGUGCAGAAGGCUCUAUCUCCGAGGCAUCAUUUCAGCCGGAUGUCUUCACUGCCGCUCGCGACCUGCAAGAGGAAGGUCACUUCCAGUGGCGUGGGGAGGACUCGCCCACCUCGCAGGGGGACUCGCCCCGCCGGCGGCGAAGCGUGGCGAACGGGGUCCAUCCUGGACGCCUUUGCCGUGGCCAGGGGCAGCCUACCGCGGGACUGAGCCAGUCAGACAGUCGUGUUCGGUUCAAUGGCAUUGUGCAGCUUCGCAUGUGCAAACCAUUCAUCCUGUCGCAGCCCUUGGGCCAGCCAUUCAACUGCUCUGCCCGCGACGCGUUUGGGGCCUUCUACUGUGCCGAGCUCUCGGCCUCUCGUGCGCCAUGGGGCAAAUCGGCAGCCAGUUCUGCUGCUCUCGCACCUCAGGAGGAGCCCUCGCACCGUUGGAGGAAACCAAGCGGAAAGGCGCAGAAGCAAGUCCAUCGAGUGUGGCCACUGCGACGCCCAGUGGAUCCAGCGCAGGUGUCGAGAGCUCCGUCUCGCUCCCAUCACCUCGUCUCGGUGAAGGGACUGAAGGCCUCGGUUUGCAGCCUGAGCUGCCCUCACCACAAGGAGAAGGCUCCAGUCCCGAGAAGGAGCUACCGGUACCAGCACUUCAAGGUCCCGAUCUUCCCACGCGCGACGACCGCGCGGGUCCUCCGGAGCCUCCACCAGGCGCCCUUCCCGGACCCAGUCCGGAAUCUGAGCUGCCUGCACCAGGGGGUGAAGCCACAGAUGGUCUCGCGACAGCCGCUGCCUCAGUUCUUCCUCUCCACCGGUGUGAUCGAUGAGUCGGUCUGGUGUGCUGGUGUGGUCAACCAGUGCCAUGCGGUUUCCGAGGAGCCUACUCCCGCGGUGUCUGGGGAUCAGCCUUCGGCACCCAAGAUGGAGGUGAAGACGGAGGACGUGGAGGAGGCCUCCACUGGCACGAUCACGCCUCCUGCGUCGCCGAGGACCAUCGCCCCAGCACCGGCGCAACCAAAAGGCAAGGGCAAAGGCAAAGGCGCAAAAGGCAAAGCACCUGUGGCCAAGGCCAAGCCUAAGGCGAGUACCGCCCGAACUUCUUUGCCCAAGGCGCCACUUGCCGCUGGCAGCGGGAUGAGCGAACUUUUGCAACGUGUCAGUGCCAUCGGGGAGAAGAAAGAUCGUGAGGAGGCCAAGGAGAUCGGCGACAUCGACCUGUCGCAGAUCGAUCCCAGCGCGGCGCGGGAACGUGUGACGUGCCCGCGCUGUGAGAAGGAGGUCUUGGCAGAGCACUUGGAAUCCCACAUGACUGCGCACAGCAGUGAGAUCCUACCGUGGCUCUUCUUGGGCGGAAAGCGAAACUUGGAGAAUGACCAGGAGUUGACCCUCCGCACGGGCAUCACGCAUGUCUUGAACUUGGCACCCGACGUGAAUCCACAUCAGGAUAUCAUUGAUUAUGUCACUAACUACAACCAAGAGCGGGGCCUUCCAUUUGUUUACAAGCAGCUGCACUUCGGCGACACGGCGGAGCAAGACAUCCUGUCAGAGCUGCCAGGUGCGUUGGAGUUCAUCCACCAGGCCAAGCUGAGCCAUGAGCAGCACCACGUCUUGGUGAACUGCGCCCAAGGCGUUUCACGCUCGGCCUCGGUGACCAUCGCCUAUCUCAUCCAGUAUGAGGCCAUGAGCCUCCGCCAAGCCUACGAACAUGUGCUACAGCGGAGGACGAUCGCAGAUCCGCGCAAGGAGUUCUUGAAUCAGCUGGGCACUUUUGAGUGCCAAAUCUUUGGCUUCGCCACUCCCAGCUUAACAGGCGAAGAGAUUUUCGCCCAUCGUACCUUGCUGAAUGUGGACGAUGUCACACUGAAUACCCACACCCCGGCGAAAGCCACUUCUUCGACGCCGCAGGAGCUGUCGGAGGCAUCGACGAAUGCCAUGGACAGUGACGAGGCGGCGUCCUUCUAUUGCCGACGCCUUUGUUACGCAGCCGUGGCCAGCAAGGCGCCCAAGGGAAAAGGCAAAGGAAAGCGGCCACCGCCACCGAAGGCCAAAGCCCCCGUGGCUCCGCGAGACGUUGAGGUGACCUCGCGCGCCGAGCGGAGCUGUUCCGUCUCGGAGCUGAAACAGAAGAUGGAGACCAUCGGCAAGAACAACCGAGAUCCCGACUCCUCGAACGACUCCGAGGAGGCCGGCUUGGGCGACGAGGAGAUCUCCAACCACUCGAAACAACGGCCCAGCGUCAUGGACUGGUACGAGUCAAGUGGGCCACCUGCCGUGACGAAGAGCACCAGCGAGUGGUACUUGGAUGGUAAGCCACGCCCCAGCACGCGUUCCCUGGAGACCGUGGUGCAUUCCCUGGCGGAGCAAGACUGA
Durusdinium trenchii is the source of this 3045-nucleotide messenger RNA. The record is from the annotation of a GenBank genome assembly. Lineage: Eukaryota; Dinophyceae; Suessiales; Symbiodiniaceae.